Molecule: messenger RNA, 769 nt
Organism: Hibiscus syriacus
Lineage: Eukaryota; Viridiplantae; Streptophyta; Magnoliopsida; Malvales; Malvaceae
Exons: 2
Coding region: 305-769 (154 amino acids)
Source: RefSeq, a predicted model, not a curated record
AACAAUAACUCUGGAGUAGAGGGUACACGAGAAAAACUUAUUUCGUUAGACACAAUUGGGAGUUCAAAAACUGGCCAGAAUGAAGAAGUUCAUUCUUCUGAUUCUUCAAUUGCCAAAGGGGGGACAGCAUCCUUGAACACUAAUGAUAAUGCCGGUUCUGGUCAGAAUGAGAGUGGCGACGAUACCAGCAAUGACACAAAUGUAAAUGGGAGAGACAACAGAAGUGACAAUCAGAGCAACACUAAUGAUAUUGCAAAUGCAAAUGAAGAUGUUACUGAAAAGGAUAAUAACAAUUCAAGUUUAAAUGAAAAUGCUGCUCAGAACAACAACAGCAACGAGAAUGCUGGUCAGAACGAGAAUAAUGCUGCUCAGAGCUAUACUGACAAGUGACAACGACAAUGUAAGUCAGAACGAGAAUAAUGCUUCCCAGAGCAAAAAUGAGAAAGCAAGUCAGAAUGAGAACAAUGAUACUGUUCUGAGCAACAACAAGAAUGAGAAUGCUGGUCAAAACGAGGACAAUGCUGCUCACAGUGUUACCAACAACCAGAAUGGUGGUCAGAAUGAGAAUAAUGCUUCCCAGAGCAACAACAAUGAUAAUGCAAGUCAGAAUGAAAACAACAAUGCUGCUCGAAGCAACACUCACAACAAUGGAAUUCGGCUGAGAAUGACAACAAUAAUGCUUCAAAGACCUACAAGGACAACUAUGCAAGUAACGAUAUUAGGACUUUGGCAGAUACCAAGAAUGGGGGAAAUGAUGAUGAUCAUGUAG